This is a messenger RNA of Suricata suricatta (meerkat), 1310 nucleotides long. RefSeq names its product regulatory factor X associated ankyrin containing protein (gene RFXANK). Bases 374 to 1156 code for a protein of 260 amino acids. The transcript is spliced from 9 exons. The record is from RefSeq and is a predicted model, not a curated record. Gene Ontology annotation, biological process: regulation of transcription by RNA polymerase II. Lineage: Eukaryota; Metazoa; Chordata; Mammalia; Carnivora; Herpestidae. Gene Ontology annotation, cellular component: nucleus. Gene Ontology annotation, molecular function: protein binding.
CCUGUUGGGCUCUCUUCGAAGCUGCCGGGACUAAAACGCGCAGGCGCAACAGCUUUGCUCCGGCCCCAGUGGAAACCACGCCCCUCCUCAAGUCUUAAAGGGCCAGUAGCAACUUCUAUUGCGUUCGCCUUUCGGCACUUUUGGGGAGGCAGGGUGCGCAGGCGCAGUGGGGUGCUUUGAGGUGGGGGUAGCGGUCGCGUAUCAAGUUGCUUUCUGUCCCGGCAGAAGAAACGAGGGCGCUCAGGAUCCAGAUACCAGCUUGUUCCCUCCUAUAUCAAUUGGACGAGAAAAGUUUGUGAAUUGGGCCCCCAAGUUUUGGGGGACCCGGACUUGCGGCGUGGGGUGACAGACGAGGCUCAUUAGAGCUUCCUCCAUGGAUCCCACCCAGCCAGCAGAGGACCUCAAUCUGACCCAACAGCUCCCCAUCCCAGAAUUUGGGGACCCUGAGGACCCCGGGGAUGAGGCCCCCGAUGGCUCAGACACUGUGGUGCUCAGUCUCUUCCCCUGCACUCUGGAGCCUGGGAAUCCUGAACCGGAUGCUGGUGCCUCCUCACCGCAGGGAGGCAGCUCCCUGAAGCACUCCACGACCCUCACCAACCGGCAGCGGGGGAACGAGGUUUCGGCCCUGCCGGCCACCCUGGACUCCCUGUCCAUCCACCAGCUCGCGGCCCAGGGGGAGCUGAGCCAGCUGAAGGAACAUCUGAGGAAAGGCGACAACCUCAUCAACAAGCCGGACGAGCAUGGCUUCACCCCCCUCAUCUGGGCCUCCGCCUUCGGAGAAAUCGAGACUGUCCGCUUCUUGCUCGAGUGGGGUGCAGACCCCCACAUCCUGGCCAAGGAGCGGGAAAGCGCCCUGUCACUGGCCAGCAUGGGCGGCUACACAGACAUUGUAGGGCUGCUGCUUGAGCGUGACGUGGACAUCAACAUCUACGACUGGAAUGGAGGGACGCCACUGCUGUACGCUGUGCGUGGGAACCACGUGAAGUGCGUAGAAGCUUUGUUAGCCCGAGGAGCUGAUCUCACCACGGAGGCUGACUCCGGCUAUACCCCAAUGGACCUUGCUGUGGCCCUGGGAUAUCGGAAAGUGCAACAGGUGAUUGAGAACCACAUCCUCAAACUCUUCCAGAGCAACCUGGUGCCCGCAGAUCCUGAGUGAAGGCUGCCUGCUGGGGACUCAGAUACUCAGGGAACAAAACAGUUGAUGCAGAGCUGGGGGAACCCAGAACUGGCUUCAAAGGCAGCUCCUGGACAGACCGUGGGAGGGGAUCCUUCCCAAGAGGAACCAAUAAACCUUCUGUGCAUAACUUGAA